CACAUAACCGCGAUGCGAAGAGUGCACAGUCGGAAUCUUACGCUGAUAGCUCCUUGCGAGCUGUAUCGCGUUACCACAAACCAACACAAAAGCGAGAACGCGGUAUUGACCGAGGAGCUUGUAUUUUUACCCCGUUUUUUUUCCCCAAUGCAUCACUCUGUGAAUCCAAGCUCCAGGCUUGGCGUUGCCGGCGCAUUACAACACUUUUUUUAUCUGUAUGUAUUUUAUAUCAGACUUCUAAAAUGUGCUGUGCAUGGACAUGCAGCGUUUGGAGAAACCCAGUGGCCGGACCACAAAGCGCACAGACUUGACCACGUAGCUCAAUAUGAAAUUAUAAUUCCCCAGUGGAUGAGCCCUGCUCGUCAGAAGAGGUCACCUUCCAGCAAUAAGCCUCCUCCGGACGCGGAAAUCAAGAUAACAGCAGAGGGGAAAGAGCUGGUUUUACGCCUAGAAAGAAACGAGGUCCCUGCAGUGACAGGACCAGUCGGGCUGGACGCUCCCCAGCUGUGAGGGCAGCUAACACAAACACCGAUACUGAUGGCCACCCACUUAACAGCCAGCCCGAGCAAGCGCCUCGCUGUCCUGGGGAGGAGCCGAGCCGCGGUCUGUGUUUGUAUCAGCACUGCUGGAUUACUGCCAUGCAGAAGGAAGGCAAGAAGACACAAACCUCAUUUCACGAACAGGAAAGAUGUGUCUGAGAGGACUCUCACAGUGCAGCUUUUUGCACCUGAGUACACCGAGACCUGGUACAGCCCCAGCGGAGCCCUGCUCUCUUCCUCCCCCCAGAACGCGGAGCACUGCUUUUACCACGGGGCGGUGAGAGGCCAGGAGGGGUCAGGUGUGGCGCUGAGCACCUGUCACGGACUGCGAGGCCUGAUCACAGUCAACCACACGGUGAGCUAUCUGAUUGAGCCACUGCCCAACGGCACAGACGCCGACCAGCACGCUGUCUACCGAGUGGAGAGUCUGAGGCUGCAGCAGGGCACCUGCGGGCAUCGCCAUGGAGACCACACGGACAGACUGGAGGACAUAAUCGCUGGUCUGAUACACACAGAGCAACAUGGCAGAGAAAAGAGAGAUCUCAGGAAGAACACGAAAUAUGUUGAACUGAUGAUAGUCGCCGAUAAUGCAGAGUUUCAGAAACAUGGUCGUGACUUUGACAAGACCCGGAUGAAGCUACUGGAAGCUGCCAAUUAUGUAGACAAGUUCUACAAGGCUCUGAAUAUCCGGGUCGCCCUGAUCGGCCUGGAGAUCUGGACGGACCAGGACAAGAUCAGUGUGUCUGACAACCCCUUCAGCACGCUGUGCGCCUUCCUGGACUGGAGACGCAAACAGCUGCCCCGCUUGAAAAAUGACAACGCCCAGCUCGUGACGGGAGUCCCUUUCCAGGGGUCCACCAUCGGCCUGGCGCCUCUCAAGGCCAUGUGCUCCGAGUACCAGUCGGGGGGUGUGAACUCGGAUCACUCCCACGUUGCCAUCGGAGUGGCUGCUACCAUGGCCCACGAGAUGGGACACAAUUUCGGGAUGAGCCACGACAUCUCGGGGUGCUGUAUGGCCCGGCCGGAAGAUGGAGGCUGCAUCAUGGCCUCGGCGACAGGUCACCCUUUCCCACGAGUCUUUAACCGGUGCAACGAGAGGGAGCUGGAGAGGUACCUGGGCUCGGGCGGCGGGAAGUGCCUCUUCAACCCCCCCAACACUGAUGCCAUGUAUGGAGGCCGUCGCUGUGGAAACGGGUACCUGGAGGAGGGGGAGGAGUGCGACUGUGGGGAGGAGGAGGAGUGCUCCAGCCCCUGUUGUAACGCCAAUAACUGCACCCUGCGGGCGGGGGCGGAGUGUGCCCACGGGGUCUGCUGUCACAACUGCAAGCUGAAGAGUCCAGGGGUCCUGUGUCGGGAGCCCUCUGGUCAGUGUGAUCUCCCAGAGUACUGUGACGGGACAUCGGAAUUCUGUCCCGCCAACUUCUACCUGAUGGAUGGGACGUCCUGUGAGGGGGGCCGGGCCUACUGCUACACUGGCAUGUGCCUGACCCUGGAGCAGCAGUGCCUGUUACUCUGGGGGCCGGGUGCCCGGCCCGCCCCAGAUCCCUGCUUCGAGAAGGUGAACGUAGCGGGAGACCAGUAUGGGAACUGUGGGAAGGACCUGAUGGGGAAGUACAGGAGGUGUGAGAGCAGGCAUGCCAAGUGUGGGAAAAUCCAGUGCCAGAGUUCAGCCGCGAAGCCUCUGGAGACCAACGCUGUUUCAAUAGACACCACCAUCACCUUAAAUGGGCAGCAGUUCAAGUGUCGGGGGACACACGUGUACCCAAUGGGUCAGGGGGACGAAAGUGUGGGGGACACACUGGACCCAGGGCUGGUGAUGACGGGGACCAAGUGUGGAGAGCGGGAGAUCUGCUUUGAGGGGCAGUGCCGGAAUUCCUCCUUCCUGCAGGCAGACGACUGCAGGACCAAGUGCAAUGGGCACGGGUUGUGUAACAACAAUCACAACUGCCACUGCGACGCAGGCUGGGCGCCCCCGUUCUGUGACCAGAAGGGCACUGGAGGCAGCCUGGACAGCGGAUCCAUCACCACGCACAGCAGCCUGCUUCCUGUGCUGUUGCUCCUCCCCCUGCUCCUGGCCGCAGGAUUGGCUGCUGUCGGGCUGUGGUGCUGCUACAAACACAGGCUCCACCCCCUGAAGAAGAGCUCCGCCCCCCCGCUGGAGGCGCCGCAAACCAGGUGACAUCAUCAUCCUUCAUCAUGCAUUGAGAAAGACCUGUAGCAAACACAGACUGACCAGCAGGAGGGGCAUCUUUGUAGAGAUGAUCCUUUAAAUCAGACACUGAAGUCUACUGUUAUGUAUGGCCAAUUCAUACCGUGCUAAGUAAAAGUCAUGAUUCAGCUCUUUUCAUUCAGUGUUUUUCCUUAAUGCAGAAUCACAAUUUCAUGGCAAAUGCCAUUUUGUUUUAUGGUUAAAGGGGAACAGCAGUCUUAACUUCUCAGACUGGUUAUUAAAUCUCAGUGUAAAAAAUAAAUUAAUUGAUUGAUUUGAUUUUACAAAUUCCAAAUUAAGCACAAAAGCAGGAACUUUGAAAGUUCUGUAAGUCGCCACGUUGUCCCAAACACCUGGUCUCACCACUGGCGAGGUCGAGACUUCAAACGAAUUGUGAUGUUAUUCAACCUUUCCUGCUCACUAGUCACCUUAAUCACUGGUGUAAUACGAUGUACGAGCAAAUAAGUACAGGUUGUGCAGCAGACGUUUCACCACAGAAAUGUUCCAAUGUGACUCUGCGUGCAGAGUUAAAAGCUAAGUUCUAUUUACUGGCAAAACCGUCUUUGAGUCGAGAGCAAUAUUUCUGUUGGAUUAAAAGAGAUGA
This is a messenger RNA of Lepisosteus oculatus (spotted gar), 3352 nucleotides long. NCBI's taxonomy places the organism in Eukaryota, Metazoa, Chordata, Actinopteri, Semionotiformes, Lepisosteidae. The record is from RefSeq and is a predicted model, not a curated record.